GUGAAUUUCCGGAAGUCAUCGAGUUGGCUCCGUUGUAAACAUGGACGAAUGCAGAUGAUGCGGAUAAAUUAUUGGAGAUAUUUUUACAUAGUUUCCAUAGAGCCACUUCCAAUAUAGAAAGGCUGACAUAAAGAAGCUGUUGAGGUGACAGGAUGACGACCCAGGGCUAUUCGGGGCCCAAUUAUGAUAAGUGGGUGGAAAGAACGGAAACCUCGACUUUCCAUAAAAUGAAGGAGACUUUUUGGACCACGAAACAAGCUGUCAUACAGAAGCUGGGCAAGAAAGAAGAUGAGCAUGUGGUGGCCUCCGACUCCGAACUGGACUCCAAAUUAGAGGUAUUUCGAGCAAUCCAGAAAUCAUCCAUGUUGUUAUUGAGAGUUUUAGAGAAAUACCAGGACAGGUUGUGUGUAUUAUCACAAGAAGAGAAUUCCACAGGGAGGUUUUUGAAAUCCCAAAGUAAUCUGGACAAGACAAGAGCAGGGAAGAUGAUGGCUGCUGUUGGAAAAUCACAAAGUUUUGCUGCUCAACAAAGGUUGUCAUUGAGAGUGCCUCUAGUUCGACUGUACCAGGAAGUAGAAACAUUCCGAUAUCGUGCCAUAUCUGACACACUCAUGACUAUAAAUAGAAUGGAGGCUGCUAGGACGGAGUACAGGGGAGCUCUUCUGUGGAUGAAGAACGUGUCCGAGGAACUCGAUCCUGACACGUACAAACAGUUAGAAAAGUUCCGAAAAGUUCAGGCCCAGGUGAGGAAGACGAAGGCCAAGUUUGACAAGCUGAAGUUGGACGUGAUGCAGAAGGUGGAUCUACUGGCCGCCUCUCGUUGUAACAUGUUCUCACACGUCCUUGCCAACUACCAGUCCACAUUGCUCCACUUCUGGGAGAAAACCUCGCGCACCAUGACAGCGGUGGCAGAGAGCUUUAAAGGAUACCAAUAUUACGAAUUUAACAUUAUAAAGGAACUUGCUGAGCCAAGCAAAAAGUUGUCGGAGGAGACCUCCAAGUCAGAACCAGCAGAGAGAGACACAGAGGAGGAUUUUGAUCCCAGCAACUGUGAAAAAUGCAUGGAUAGAAGGUCGAGAGAAGAUUCUGAUAACCCCAUGUCCAGUUCAUCUUACCUGGAAGACGAUAGUGAAGGAAUAUGUCCCGAAUGUGGACAUUUUUACCAAGAAGAGGGAAAGAAGCAGCAAAGUUUUAAUGUAGCACAGAGAGCUUACACUGAGGAGAGUAGUCUCCCUUCUCUACAACAGGAAGCAUGUUUAGAAUCCAGUGAUGGUGAAGAGACUAGGUUGAUAGCAUUUGAUGAGGAUGAAGGGGAAACAGAAAAUGCUGAUAUUAAAAAUGACAGUCUACAAAACCUGUAUGAUAUGAGUACAGAAAGUCAGAACAAUUCCACUGACCUUGGAAACAAUGUCCAGGACACUGCUCCAUUUAUAGAGAUGGAGGAUGACUCGACAGGUGUGAAAGAGGAAGAUUUCGAUUUCUCUGGAGCCUUCAUGUCGAGUGAGAAGCCAGCCGGACCUAAAUCAGAAAAAGUGAUCUCUGACCUUUUGGCUGAUGAUCUGCCCCUGGGUCAGGAUGAUACAGACAGAGAUGACCUGACCAUUCUGAAUGAGAUUCUGAAUGCCCCCUCCACGGGUGGAGAUGACUUCUCUAAGGAGUGGCAAGCUGUCUUUGGGACCAUGCCCCUGUCAGCGGGUGCCACCUACACCCCAGGGGAGACGGACCAGGCGGAGUUCAUGCCCUCCAAUCUGCUGGAUCUCAACAAACAGAUGUCAGGCAUGAGUUUAUCUCAGAGUACCCCAACUACUGGAGCGCAGGCCUCAAGUAAAGCCCCUGUAGUCAACAAGUCACAUCAACAGCCCUCCAAAUCAAAAUCCAGCAAACAGGGAAAGAAGGACAUGUCAGCCUGGUUCAAUUUGUUUGCCGACCUGGAUCCUCUCUCAAACCCGGACGCAGUCGGUAAGACGUCAGAGGACGUCACGGAUGCACAGUUCUGACCCGUUUUAGUUUGGACAUCUGUAUCGACUUCAGUGUCAGAACUAUCGUCUAUACAACACCAUUCUGGUCAUUUCAUCUCUACUAAAUGUAGCGUGCAUUUCUUAAGCUUGUUCCAACUUCAGUCAUCCUCUAAAAUCUUCAUUUCAGUUGCAAAAUAUGUGAAUCUCUUCUUUGUAAUCAAUUAUCAUUCCAAGGUUCAGUAGCAAUGCAUAAUAUCUAAAGCACUGUUUGUAUAUUCAUUAAUUGUAUUGUAGGAAAUCUGCAUGUAUACUUGUCAUUUUUCAAAAUGUGAUAGAAAUUAAGGACGGUUUGAACGAAACUUUUGAUGAAGAAAGAAAUGGGGUUUGUUAUCCGAAUUGUCAAUGGUCGGUUGUGCUCUUUUGUUGAUUUGUCGAUCAUACAGAAAUCCAGUCUUCUGUUAUAUGAAUUAUUUACAUUGUGUAUGCAUUAAUCGUAAUGAUUGAUGUUAUAUGUGUAGUUGAAUCUCCUCAUCAGAUUAUACAGCAUCUGUGUUUUUCUGAUCAUUUGCUUUUACAGUAUACAGUAGAUUUUAUAUUGGUGAAAAUUGCAUAUCUAAUUCCAUAGUGCUCUACAGUCCAGGAGUGUGUGUUGUAGUAGGUGUGAAAUGAGGACUUGUGAUUUCAAUACACAAAUAGGUAACUCAUCUGCAGCAUUAGAACCAUUGUCAGAAACCCACGGUCUGAGGUAAACGUAGUGUGACCGACCAUGGGUUUCCGACGAUGCAUUAGAACCCGCUAUGGAAAUAAUUUACUUCACCAGGGAAUACUACAUUCAUACAUGGUUCAUAUAUUUAUAAGACAUAUAUUCUGAAAUUUGUUGUUGUUUGAGGCUAUUAAGGGAUAGUUAAGAUAGACAUUAUUUGGGGGCAUAUUAUUUUUGAUUUGUCUUUCACUCUGCAACUUUAAUUUUGGUCAUAACUUUUCAACUAUAUACAUUGUUUAAAACUUGCUGUAAAAUUAGCAAGACAUGCAGGGCUGAUUGCUUGUAAAAUUGUAAGUCCUGCAAAAGACCUGCUAGCCCUGAGAACAUAACUGCCAUUUUUGAAAUUACUUUUAUUACGAUCUAUCGUCUAAUUAAACCUAUUAUGUGACUAGGACUUAGUUCCCAUUUCACUCCAGAUCAUAUGUAAUUUGAUAAAGCACCUUGGCUUGUUACAACUUUGUUACUGGUAUGAUAAAUAGAUAUAACACAUCUAAAUUUAUUUAACGGAAAUUUUAACACGUCCGGUCAGGUGUCUCUACAAAAAAAUUUAUGCGUGUUGGGCGGAUGGGUUUUUUUGUACACUGUUAUAGCAGAUAAAGACUUCAGAUUUGAUGAACUAAAAGAUUAAAGUGACAGAUAAAGGUCAAGGUCAUAUUUGUGCAAUUAAAUAUAGGGGCAUGAUGUUUCACAACUAGAUCUUUUCAUUUUAAUAGAACAUGUUUUGUAGACAUUCAUUGUGAAAAAAGUGUCAUACAUCACAUUUUCAUGACACAAAAACAAUUGCUACUGCAACAACAUUGGGGCAAUAUUUUACGUAUUGUUCCCCAAUAUUAGAAUAUCUACACAUGAUAUGUUAUUGAUGUUUUUCUGUUUAUUGAUACUUGUUGCAUUAUUAAGAAUGAAAAGGUUUGAUUGAUAUGUAUGUGGUGUUAGGAUAUAUUUCUGUGUAUAUUUCCUGUUGUUGUCAGAGUUGCGUUUAGUAGUGCAAUAUACAAAUUAAUACUGUGUUAUUUGUGGCAUUUAUACCGUUUUUUUCUUAGUUUCAAGGUCGUAUGAAAGGGCACUUGAUUAGAGAUACAUUCCCGCAUUAUUUAGAAUUUCAAACUAUCAUAUUCUGUGUUGUUCAGAUAUGAACAAAUUUGGUACAUUACAAACUUAUAUGAAAGAUAUAAAGAUGAUUCUAAAAUUCUACUGUACUUUUAUUUAUUGACCUCGAGUUUUGAUGGACAUGAUAUAUUUUAAAAUUAUGGUCAAAGUUGAAAUAUUUUCUUGAUUAAUUUAUUGGAACUAUUGAACAAUGGAAACAAGAAAAACUAUUCUAAAACAAGCUUUCACAUUUUAAACAUAGUUUUCUUUCCAUCUACAUGGGAAACAUUAUGUUUUGCAGAAGAGAGACACAAAAUUAAUCCAAUAAAACUUAGAACGUUAGGAAGAAGUGUAUCUUUGUUUUAUAAGUUCAUAGACAAACAAGUGCUUGUUUACAGUUUAAAAAUAUCAUAUAAAUACAUGUACCAAGUUUACUAAGAAUUCCAGUUGUGAUUAUUCCACGUGCAUUCAGUCACGUUCUAUUGUUUAAUGCUUAUUUCCUCUUUAGAUCUCAAUUGCAUAUAUUAAAAAGCUUUAUUUACAAAGAUAUUAUAUGUAUAAAUGAAAUCCAACAUGUAGGUUGUGGGGAUUUUUUCUCUUCCUUUUUUUCUGAUUGUGAUAUUAGUAUUUUUCGUUAGUUUUUGCUAUAAUUGUUAUUAAGGAUGUCCUACAUGUAAUGGAAAUAAAUUCUGUAUCAUUCCUA
Molecule: messenger RNA, 4510 nt
Organism: Ostrea edulis (European flat oyster)
Lineage: Eukaryota; Metazoa; Mollusca; Bivalvia; Ostreida; Ostreidae
Product: islet cell autoantigen 1-like
Exons: 15
Coding region: 153-1997 (614 amino acids)
Biological process (GO): regulation of transport
Cellular component (GO): Golgi apparatus
Molecular function (GO): protein domain specific binding
Source: RefSeq, a predicted model, not a curated record